Molecule: messenger RNA, 3385 nt
Organism: Salmo salar (Atlantic salmon)
Lineage: Eukaryota; Metazoa; Chordata; Actinopteri; Salmoniformes; Salmonidae
Source: RefSeq, a predicted model, not a curated record
UUGUCUGCUUCGUAGCGGUAUGGAUAUAUAAAGCAACACAGCUAGUUUAUCAACUUGAAUUGUCUAAACAUGUCUCAAAUACGGUUGUUGAGGGUUUUUCUGAACGAGAGAUUAACAGCUGCUGCUGAGGAGAUAUUCGGGGUCGUUGAAAAAACGGUAGCAGAGUAUCAGGAGGAAGUUGUCCGUCUACAGAGGCUGCUCGACAUUGUUCUUCAACCUGAGAUAAACAUGCCCAGAGCAGACCUCCAGCAGCGUACUCUCUCUGUCUCUGUCUCUGAAGAGGAGGUUCCCCCUGAGCAGCAGCAGUGUGAGCAGGAGUGGAGCCCCAGUCUGGGACAGGAGGACCCAGAACCCACACAGAUUAAAGAAGAGCAGGAGGAACUCCGGAGCCGUCAGGGGGAAGAGCAGAUUCAAGGGCUUGAGGCAGAUACCAUAGAAUUCAUAUUCAAUCCCGUCUGUGUGAAAAGUGACCGUGAUGGAGACCCAACUCAGCCCUCACAUCUCUAUCAAGCCCAAAAGGAGGGAAACGGAGAGAGAGACACUCUACCCAGUACUACAACUGAAAAGAUCAAAGCAGAACCUGAUGGAGAGGACUAUAGGGAAUCAGAACCAACCAGUGUCUCUCAGCCUUUCUCUGCUGUAAAUCCAGACUGUUCUGCAGUUCAGAAUGAAAACAGUCAAAGUGUCAGUGGUAUGGAGACUGGAGGACCUCAAUCAGGUUUUAAGUCAGUCAAAUCAAAGAGAAUAGAGAUGGUAAAAGGACAAAGGUCCCGUAUCAAUACUAAGGGUAAGAAAUCUACACAGUUGUCCCUCCUGAAAUCACCCAGUCAAGGUCAUGCUACUCCUUGUUGUAAGGUGUGCGGUAAGUAUUUUCAUCACAUGGGUUCAUUAAUUAAACACGUGCAAAUUCAUACAAAGGAUGAAGAAGGUAUUUGUGGUGUGUGUGGAAAAUGUUUUCAGUCCACAGAAAGUAUGAAAGAUCACUUCCAAACUCACAUUGCAGAUAGGUUUUGUUGUCAUGUUUGUGGUAAAGGGUUCACCUUAAACAGUAAUCUAAAAAGACACAUGAGGAGCCACACAAGAGAGAAACCAUAUGGUUGUCAUUAUUGUGGCCAAGGAUUCAGCACCGGCAGCACUCUGAAUAGACACAUUAGGAUUCACACAGGGGAGAAGCCAUUUUGCUGCCCUGAUUGUGGCAAAUCAUUCACUCAGAGUGGACAUCUAAAAAUACACAUGAGGACCCACACAGGCGAGAAACCACAUAGCUGCCCUGAUUGUGGCAAAGGAUUCAGCAUUGCCAGUAAUCUGUCAGUGCACAUGAGGAUUCACACAGGAGAUAAAAGACAAAAGGAUUCAGCGCUGGCACCAAUCUGAAUGUGCACAUGAGAACUCAGGGGAGAGACCAUUCUGAUGUCCUCAUAGUAGAAUGUAUUUCCCAAUCAGGUACAUGGAAUAACACACACCAAGGAAGCAUUUUAAAUGUGUGAUACUGGCAGUAUUUUUCUAAAUGAUAGAACUCUGAUAAAGUAACAUGAAGAACAAUCACAAGAGGGAGAAAACAUGACAGUGUGCUGUUUGGGGAGAGGUCUGGAGACAGACGAUUGAGAGGCACAUUGUACAGUGCCCUCAAAAGUAUUCAUACCCCUUGACUUAUUCCACAUUUUGUUGUGUUAUAGCCUGAAUUCAUAAUGGCUUAAAUAAAAGUAAAAAAUCCCCUCAUACAUCUACACACAAUGCCCCAUAAUGAUAAAGUGAAAACUUUUUUUUUUUGAGAAUGAAAUCUUAUUUACAUAAGUAUUCACACCUGAGUCAAUACUUUGUAGAAGCACCUUUGUCGGUAUGUCUAUCUGCUUUGCACAUCUCGAUGUGGGGAUUUUCUCCCCUUCUUCCUUGCAGAUUUUCUCAAGCUCUUAAGUUAGAUGGGGAGUAGCGGUGAACAACAAGUCUUUCCACAGAUUUAAUGGGAUUCAAGUCUGGGCAUUGGCUGGGCCGCUCAAGGACUUUCAUAUUCUUGUUCUGAGGCCAUUCCAGUGUUACUUUGGCUGUAUGCUUGGGGUCAUUGUCUUGUUGGAAAGUAAAUCUUUGCCCCAGUCUAAGGUCAUUUGCACUCUGAAGCAGGUUCUCAUCAAGGAUUUGCCUAUAUUUGGCUCCAUUCAUUGUUCCAUCAUUCCUUACCAGUGUCUCAGUCCCUGCCACUGAAAAGCAUCCCCAUAGCAUGAUGCUGCCGCCACCAUGCUUCACGGUAGGGAUGGUUUUCUCCAGACAUAGUCAAUUGGAUGCACCUGAGCUCAAUUUUGAAUGUCCUAGCAAAGAGGUGUGAGUACUUAUGUAAAUUAGAUAUGGGUGUAUUUCAUUUUCAGUAAAUUUGAUUUUUUUCUAAAAACAUGUUUUCACUUUGUCGUAAGAGGGUAUUGUGUGUAGAUGGGUGAGAAUGAUUUAUUUGAUCCAUUUUGAAUUCAGGCUGUAACACAACACAAUGUGGUAUAAGUCAAGGAGAAUGAAUCCUUUCUGAAGUCCUUGUAUAUUCCACUCUUAGGUGAAUAAAAUAUGACUGAAUUACAACUUCAACAUAAGAACAAUACAUCACCCGACGCAGCCACCACUGUCUAACAGAGAGCAGUCCGUGGAUUUCUGAGCAACAAUAGUCCCUGCUCAUUAGUUAUAGGAUGACAGAAAGACAUCUGAAACUAUGUCCUCCAUCUCUACAUAAAAUGUUUUUAUCAGUAUGUUGAAAUUUGCCACAUUACAUCUGUUAAUUCCAUGGUAACUCUAUGCACAAGGACCACCUUUUAACAAUUUCCACAGAGGAUUUUACAAAAACACAUUUAUAGAAAGAACUGUGCAGAUCCAAAGUUUGGUAACAGAAUAAAACUGUGUUAUACUGUAAUUCUGUUACCAAACUUGGCAUCUGCACAGUUUUUCCAGUAAAUGUGUUUUUAUUUUAUUUACUGUGUAAAUUGUUCAAAGUAGUCAUUGUGCAUAUAGUUGUAUGGUUUGUUAAACUUAGGAAAUCAAUGGUUUUGUUUUGGCAUACAUUAUAAAGUGAAAAAAAUCAGAGUCUCAGUGUAAUUCCGUUACCAUGGAAUUGCUCUAUAAAGUAGUUUUCGCAAUAUCAGUUACUUUUGUAUAUCAGUUAGUGUCCACAGGAGCUGAAAUAAUCCUACCAUUAUUAUUACCUCUGAGCUUGAUGCCAAUAUCCACUCUGAGGGGAAAAUACAUUUCUUUUGUUUUCCAUGUUUUGACAAGCAUUAAGAAAAUUGUUGUGCUAUGCUGAAGUGGACCCAUUCAUAUACUGUAAAUGAACCUUCUGAAACAUGUUUUUUUCCUAUUCUAGAGAUUGUACAUUUUUCUGACUUUGUAUAACAGAAUAAAUGUUGAUAACACA